This is a messenger RNA of Brassica oleracea var. oleracea, 374 nucleotides long. Its product is annotated as 40S ribosomal protein S28-2. Gene Ontology annotation, cellular component: ribosome; cytosolic small ribosomal subunit. Gene Ontology annotation, molecular function: structural constituent of ribosome. The record is from RefSeq and is a predicted model, not a curated record. Gene Ontology annotation, biological process: ribosomal small subunit assembly; maturation of SSU-rRNA; translation. The transcript is spliced from 2 exons. The coding region runs from base 6 to 200 and encodes 64 amino acids. Lineage: Eukaryota; Viridiplantae; Streptophyta; Magnoliopsida; Brassicales; Brassicaceae.
ACAGAAUGGAUUCUCAGAUUAAGCACGCCGUGGUGGUGAAGGUGAUGGGACGUACGGGGUCCAGGGGUCAGGUGACUCAGGUUCGAGUCAAGUUCACUGACUCUGACCGUUUCAUUAUGCGCAAUGUUAAGGGACCUGUGAGGGAAGGAGACAUCCUCACCUUGCUCGAGUCCGAGAGAGAAGCCAGGAGACUUCGUUGAUCCACCUGCAAGAACACAGAGCAAUGUCUGCUUAGUUCCUUUUUUUUUUUUUUUUUUGCUUCUUGUGUCUGGAUUAGUGAUUAUGCACUUGGAUUGUGUUUGGUUGUUGCUAUAAGACGAUUCCUGGAUUAAUAUUUGUUCUGGUUUUUUGAGGGUCUUCAGAGUUUAUUGUUU